Messenger RNA from Eublepharis macularius, 4868 nucleotides. RefSeq names its product leukocyte receptor cluster member 8 (gene LENG8). NCBI's taxonomy places the organism in Eukaryota, Metazoa, Chordata, Lepidosauria, Squamata, Eublepharidae. Gene Ontology annotation, cellular component: nucleus. The coding region runs from base 860 to 3331 and encodes 823 amino acids. The record is from RefSeq and is a predicted model, not a curated record. The transcript is spliced from 15 exons.
CGGCCGGCGCCAUCUUGGAGAGCGAGAGGCCUCCUCUGGGAGCGGGCGGUUCUGGCGGCCCGUUUCCGACUGCGACGCCCAAACCGGCCUGGCAUUUUGUGUGGUUGUCGCCGCGAGGCUGAAGCCGCGAGAGUCGCUGCUGCUUCGUUAGGCUGAGGGGAGAGGAAAGGAAGGGGUGGGGGUGGGCGCAGGUAGCGAGACCCGGAUGUAAGUAGGACCCCGGGGUCGAAGCCCGCGUGUGAAGUGGAUAGCCCGACCGAAGGCGUAGGGCGAGGCUAGGGCAGUCCCAGCGGGAGGUUGGCCCUGAAGGGAGCGUAGCCAGGAGCUUCUUGGGCUAGGGGGUUGAGUGGGGAAACAAGGUAGGGGUGCAUAGGGGUGGUUGGUUGGUUGUGGGGGGCCCCUUAGCUGAGAGGGUUACCCGGAAAACUUAGGAGGGUGCUCAGACCUUGGCUUGUCUAGAAAGAGGAAUUGUGUUGCAAUAAAGGGCGUUGGCUGUAGCAUAGCAAAAAAAAGGGGAAGGGGUCGCAAAGACUAAAAAGGUUCUGGGAUGGGGGGGAAGAGCAGGGGUGUGUAGCUACCCUCGUGCGGGUUCCUUUUCUUGGAGUCAAGAGGGAAAACUAGCGUUGCCUGUGCUGUUGAGGAUUCCUGGGCCUCCGAGGUCCUGAAAAGGGGCAUUCCUACAAGUUGGCACUGCGUUCCUGCAGAGAGGGUGAUGUGCGUCUUGCCCUGUUAACUUCCUUUGUUUGAGCUCUUGCCUGUGGAAGAGGACAGGAGGGAAGUCGUGCCGAGGGCUGCCCCUCAGAGCCCCUCCCGGCAUCGGUGCUGCAGUCGCCUGAUAUUGACAGUUUGCUCUUUCGGGAUGGCUACCAAUAUAGGUGACCAGCGCGCCUCGGAAUGGGCUCCCCAGUACAACCUGGGUAACGGGAGCGCCAGGGAGAACGGCAUGGAAGGCCCAAUGCACGAGAACCCUGAAUGGGAGAAAGCCCGCCAAGCGCUGGCAAGCAUUAGCAAGGCCAGUGCUGCUGCUUCUGGCAAUAGUAAAAAUGCCACUAGUGGGCUGGCUAAUGCACAGUAUGCAGCCCAGCAAGGUGAAUCCCUGCAGCAGCAGCAGCAGCAGCAGCAGCAAUACUACCAGUGGUAUCAGCAGCAGUACAGCAGCUACCUCUACCCCUACAAUUACUACUACCCUAUGAAUGUCUACCCUGGAUACCACUCUCCUGGACAAUAUGGGGUCCCAGGCUCUUACUCUUCUACAGCACCCCAACAGCCCCCAGCUCCUGGACAACACCAAGGGAACAUGAACCAGCCUCCUGUCCCUGGCAUGGAAGAUGGAGGGAUGUCGUAUGCAAGCCAGCAGCAGCAGAUGUCAGUCCCCAACCCUCCACAGCCACCCAUGCAACAUGCCAGCCACCCCUCACAACAUGGCAAUCACCCCAUGGCCUCUGGAGGGCAGCAGCAGGGUGGGCCUUCUGGAGGGCCACACUCCCAACCAAACCAGUCAAGUGCCUCCUACAACCAGCAACAGCAUUCUUACCAGGAUGGGACUAAGCCCAAGAAAGGGCAGCAGCUGUGGAAUCGCAUGAAACAAGCACCUGGGUCUGGGGGCCUGAAAUUCAAUCUCCCUAAACGCCCCUUUGUGGUAACAAACCAGAACUUCAACCCCUCAGAGCAGCAGCAGCAGCAGCACAGCAACUUUGGCUCCCAGCAGAAUUCUGAGAAACGCCACAAUCACAGUUCUUCUGCAAGUAAGCCAGAAGACUGGCCACAGGACAUGAAAGAGUACGUUCAGCGCUGCUUCACAGCCUGCGAGUCAGAGGAGGACAAAGACCGCACCGAGAAGCUCCUCAAGGAAGUGCUGCAAGCCAGGUUACAGGACGGCACCGCCUAUACGAUCGACUGGAGCCGGGAGCCUCUUCCGGGGCUGGGCCGGGACAACAUGGCCGACAGCCCUAAGAAAAAACAGCAGCGCUGGGAGGUAUCCUCUCUUCACUCGCCUCGGCCUCCCAUACAGUCCAGCCUUUCCCAGCAGCAGCAACGAGGCAGUGGUGGUGGCAACUCUCAGCCCCAGCGAGGGGGAGGCAGUGGGGGAGCUGGGGCUGGCCGUGCACGUGGGAACGGCUUCCCAAACAAGUUUGGGAACCGCAACGUCUUCAUGAAGGACAACAGCUCAUCCUCAAGCGUUGACUCGCGCUCCAGGUCCAGGUCUUCAUCCCGGUCACCCAGCCGCCACUUUCGGAGGAGCGAUUCAGAUUCUGACAGUUCCUUCUCAGAAAAUGAGUGUCGGUUUGGAACCCGUAGAAAUACCCAGAGAAACCGGGGUCGUGGGGGCCACUUGGACAGAGGUCGGAUGAGAGUCCAGCGAGGGAAAAGGCAUGACCAGGGCCUUUCGAAGCGCAGCCGGAAACGCAAUGCCAUGGACUACGAAGAUCCCGAAAAGGAGUUUAAAAAGGAGCGGCGGGCAGCCCGUUUCCAGCAUGGAGGCCACUCAAAGAAGCUGCGCCUGGAGCCCCUCAUCCUGCAGAUCAACAGCUUGGAUACCACUGGCUCAGAUGGCCUCGACUGGAAUGAGCUGAAAAUUGUGGGCACCUGUCAGGAGAUCACCAAACAUUACCUUCGCCUUACUUGUGCGCCAGACCCAUCUACUGUCCGGCCUGUCCCGGUGCUUAAAAAAUCUUUGUCCAUGGUGAAAGCCCACUGGAAAGAGAAGCAAGAUUAUGCCUAUGCUUGUGAGCAGAUGAAAUCCAUCCGGCAAGACCUCACAGUUCAAGGAAUCCGUACAGAAUUUACUGUGGAAGUGUACGAAACCCAUGCCAGGAUAGCACUGGAAAAGGGUGACCACGAAGAGUUCAACCAAUGCCAGACACAGCUCAAGUCUCUCUAUUCAGAGAACCUUCCUGGAAAUGUUGGAGAAUUCACUGCUUACCGCAUCCUCUACUACAUUUUCACCAAAAAUUCAGGGGACAUCACCACAGAGCUGGCAUACUUGACAAAAGAGCUGAAAGCAGACCCCUGUGUGGCACAUGCACUUGCCUUGCGAGCAGCCUGGGCCCUCUCCAAUUACCACCGCUUCUUCUGCCUCUACCGUCAGGCACCCUGCAUGUCUGGUUACCUCAUUGACAAGUUUGCUGAGCGAGAGAGGAAAACGGCCCUCAAAGCCAUGAUCAAAACUUUUCGCCCGGUGCUUCUCGUCUCCUACGUUGUGUCAGAGCUGGCCUUCGAGAGCGAGGAGGAGUGCCAAGCCUUCCUCGCGGCUCUGUCCCUUGUGUAUACUAGCCCCGACGCCACCAAGAUUGACUGCAAGCAGAGCUUGGCGGUCCUGGCCAAUUUUUGAAAGUCUAAAAUCCACUUCCUUGCCCCACCCUGUUUUUAACAUGUACAUAUGUCUGUAUAUAUAACACCAGAUUCAUUGGGCUGCCGUGGGCAUGCCGGAGCCUAGCUCUGCCGCCUCUCCCGCUGUCCACACCACGCACGGAUAGAAGAGGGUAAGAUCCAUGGACCCUGGAUGGCACCUAGGACCAUCGGAUAUGGAGAAGAGCAGAGAGCUUGGUCCUAAUGAUUGGGGUUUUGGGGAUUGGGAAGGGUGUGGGGAAUAUUUUUGCAGCAAUGGCUCAUCAGUUUACAACCAUCUUUUUUUUCCUUCCCGUCCUGUUAAGAUGCAUGAGAAAUACGGCUGCAAAAGCCCCGUCCUUUGGUCAGGAAUUGCUGGGAGAAAGGUUGGGGGGAAGCACGGAGGUCUGUCAUUAAAUGGCUAGAUGUGCAUUUAAUUACUGCCUUUUCAUACAGUGUUGUGCCUGUACCCCUCACAAGUGUUCAGGAAACUAAGAGCAUUUCCUGCCCAGACUGCAGUGGGGACCCCUCUCUAAACUGCAAUGAUAACUUCCCAGAGGCAGAAUCUCAGCUAGAUUGCACUUGGCAGACCUCUUAGAAAUCAGCGGUACAGUGAGAGCAGAUAGCUCCUUUGUGUAUAUAUGUGGAAUAUGAUUUUGUACAGAAGCUACAAGUUGUAAAUAAUGUUUAGGACAAAAUGUUUUAAGGAGAAAAAUAUGGUUUUCUACUUUUUAUAAUGAGUUUAACAGAGGGUUUUCUCUGAAGAUUAAAAAUCCAGGUGGUUCUGUGUGCACUUUUGUCUUCUACAUUGUGCUCCUCGGGGGGGAAGAAAAACUAACGCUGUCUCAGUUUUUUCCUCUUCCGAGCUAUGACCUGGCUCCAAAAGAGCGCACGAGAGAUGCCACCUUUCCAGCCGAACAAAAAACCAGCCUGAGGGGGGAAAGCGAAGCCAAACCUGCCUUCACUCGUUUCCUACCAGUGCAGAGACUUUUUCCUAUGCAGCGGAGAAUGUAAUAGACUUUUUUGUCAUUAAAUCCCAUCUGGAAGUGGCACCGCAAAGCUGAGAGAAUCAAAUCAAGGCAAUAAGCAAAUAGUUGUGGAAUCAAAUCAGUACAACACAAGAAGAUUGCAACCUCCUCCAUUCCCUAUUGUGUUCUGGAGUUGUCAUGAUCAGUAUUUUAAUUUAUUUUUUCUCCCUCUGUCCUCAGUUCUUUACAGGUAAACUUAGAAAAAUGCACCACCCCAUUUUCACCAUCUUCCGUCACAUUGGUUGAGUUUUGUUUUAAACUUUUGGAAGAUUGUCUAGUUGUCUUUUUUCCUAUUUUUCUUUCCCCCCUUCUUCGCCCCAGUUUCUCUAGCUUCUCGUACCCCCCUACCCUUCUCUUCUCCCUUUGCUCUAACUCCUUUCGCUUUUUGUUUUUGAACAUGUGUAAUUUUGGGGGUGUUUUUUGGCUUGGGCUGGAUUUUUCAAAGAUUCCUUUUUCCUUUUCAGAAACCUUUUGAAUUUCUUCAUUUGAUUAAAAGCAAACUUUUAAAAAAUA